UCGUAAGAGAAAUCGCUAAUUUGCAAUGGCUCUACUCUCGCUUGUCAAGCACUAUUUUCCCAGCUUCCAGUUAAACGGGCCGCUCUUAUCUCUUUCAUGCUUCAUCAUCGUUGUCCUGUUUUUGAUCAAUCUCAGAAAUAGGCCAAGCCAAUCCAAGUCGAAUCUGAAACUGCCUCCAUCCCCUCCAAAACUACCCAUCAUCGGCAAUCUUCAUCAGCUAGGCUCACUGCCUCACCACUCUUUUCGAACCCUCUCAAAAAAAUACGGACCUUUGAUGUUCUUACAGCUGGGUCAGACUCCAGCUGUGGUGGUUUCUUCUGCAGAAUUGGCCUGCGAAUUUAUGAAAAUCCAUGACCUUACCAUCGCUGAUCGACCUCAAGGCAUUUGUCCUAAGAUCUUGCUCUAUGGAUGUACGGAUGUUGGCUUCGGGAGCUACGGCAGUGAAGAUUGGAGACAGAAGAGGAAAAUCUGCGUCAACGAACUUCUUAGCCUGAGAAGGGUUCAAUCGUUCAAGAACGCCAGAGAAGAAGAAUCUUGGGAGUUAGUGAAUAAGAUACGUGGUAUGUGCUUGAGUGGUGCAGAUUCUGUGAACCUGAGUGAGUUGCUGAUUGCUACAUCCAAUAAUAUUGUGUGUAAGUGUGUUCUUGGGGAUAAGUUUAACACCGAGGCGAAUACAAGGAUUGGAGGGUUAGCGAGGAAGGUGAUGAUUAACCUUAUGGCCUUCAGUGUAGGAGAUUAUUUCCCUUCCUUUGGUUGGGUUGAUAUUCUCACUGGACUCAUUUUGAGGUUGAAGGCCAUUUUCAAAGAGUUAGAUGAUUUCUUUGAUCGCAUCGUUGAAGAACGCAGGACCAUGUUGAUGAAGCGAAGCGAUGACCAAUCCUCCAAUAGGAAAUGCUUGCUCGAUAUUCUUCUUCAACUCCAAGACGAUGGCAUCCCUGACCAUAGUUUCUCCCAAUACGAUAUCAAAUCAAUCUUAAUGGAUAUGUUUGUGGGAGGAAGCGACACAAGUUCAACAGCAAUGGAGUGGGCCAUGGCCGAGCUGGGGAUGAAUCCGACGAAAAUGCAGAAAGCACAGCAAGAGGUAAGACGCGUGGUGGGGAACAAGUCAAAGGUAGAAGAGCAAGACAUCAAUCAAAUGAAUUACUUGAAAUGUGUGGUCAAAGAAGUUCUAAGAUUGCAUCCACCAACUGCUCUCAUUCCUCCUAGAUUAUCAAGAUCAAGAUUGGACAUGAGAGGCUACACUAUUCCGGCUAAAACGACGGUGUACAUCAAUGCGUGGGCAAUUCAAAGAGACGCAGAUUUCUGGGAAAAACCAGAAGAGUUCAUUCCUGAGAGAUUUGAGAAGAAUGAUGUGGAAUUCAAGGGACAAGACUUCAAUUUCAUACCGUUUGGUUCAGGAAGAAGAGGGUGUCCUGGGAUGAUGUUUGGUGUUGCUGCUGUUGAAUCCGUGCUUGCUAAUCUCUUGUAUUGGUUUGACUGGAAGCUUCCUGAUGGCAAUGGUAUCACUGUUCAACACAUAGACAUGAAGGAGACAUUUGGGCUAACUGUCAGCAAAAAGAUGCCACUUCAUCUCAAACCAAUGCCCUACUCAAAGGGUUCAGAACUAGCUAGUUAGAACUAUUGUGUGGCUAAAGCAUGACGGAUGCUCCAUUUGAUCAGUGUGCUUUUACUUUUUGUUUUCUAUACUUGCACUGUUGUUGAAUAAAUGUUGUUGAUUGAUUGGUGGGUGAGAUCAGUA
Molecule: messenger RNA, 1738 nt
Organism: Prosopis cineraria
Lineage: Eukaryota; Viridiplantae; Streptophyta; Magnoliopsida; Fabales; Fabaceae
Product: phenylacetaldehyde oxime monooxygenase CYP71AN24-like
Exons: 2
Coding region: 26-1615 (529 amino acids)
Molecular function (GO): oxidoreductase activity, acting on paired donors, with incorporation or reduction of molecular oxygen; heme binding; iron ion binding
Source: RefSeq, a predicted model, not a curated record